Molecule: messenger RNA, 954 nt
Organism: Penicillium cinerascens
Lineage: Eukaryota; Fungi; Ascomycota; Eurotiomycetes; Eurotiales; Aspergillaceae
Exons: 6
Coding region: 1-954 (317 amino acids)
Biological process (GO): lipid metabolic process
Molecular function (GO): phosphoric diester hydrolase activity
Source: RefSeq, a predicted model, not a curated record
AUGGUUUCUGCGCUUUUGCUGCUCACAGCCGUGGUCGUGGGUCUGUUGGCCGGCCCGGACCCCGUUAUAGGCGCGCUCACCUCGAGCUUACAGAGUAUCUUGAAAAACACCCACGGCAGCAAAGAGUAUGAAUAUCCCACCGAUAUCACAAGGGACAUCUAUCCGAUUCCCGUACACUCUCAUAAUGACUACUGGAGAGAUGAACCUUUCUAUACCGGUCUGUCAAAGGGCUGCACGUCCACUGAAGCCGACGUUUGGCUGUAUAAUGGUACCCUCUAUGUUGGACACGAUCAAUCUGCUCUGACAGAGGAGCGGACUCUCGAGGCCCUCUACAUCAACCCGAUUUUGGACGUUUUGGAUCGCCAGAACCCCGACAGCCCCUUUGUGACAGAGCCCACCAAGAACGGUGUCUGGGAUACGACCCCCGAUCAAACACUCUACUUUUUCAUCGACGUGAAGACUUCUGGUCCCGAGACCUUCAAGGCCGUCAUUGAAGCCCUGAAGCCCCUUCGUGAGAAGGGCUAUUUGACCACUCUCAAGGGAGGUAGAACCAUGACGAAUGGCGCUGUCACCAUCAUCGGCACGGGCGAAACCCCACUCGACAUGGUCGCGCCCGUCAAGGAUCGUGACUAUUUCUUUGAUGCGCCUCUUGCCGAUCUCAAUGAUCGCAAAUAUAAAGAUAUUACGGGACUGGUCUCUCCUAUCGCGUCUACAGACUUUGCCGCCGCGGUGGGAAAAAUCACCGUCGACACUGACCCUAUCCUCUCAGAGGACCAGCUCAAGGCUCUCCGUGAUCAAAUCGCCACGGCUGAGAAGCGCGGAAUUGGUGCGAGAUAUUGGAACACGCCCGUCUGGCCCAUCCGGCAGCGUAACCUCGUUUGGAGGACGCUUCUGCGCGAGGGAGUUACUCUCCUUAAUGCGGAUGAUCUGGAUGCAGUGACUGCAGAGUUCUAA